Strongyloides ratti is the source of this 1401-nucleotide messenger RNA. RefSeq names its product Gonadotropin-releasing hormone receptor. Gene Ontology annotation, biological process: neuropeptide signaling pathway. Lineage: Eukaryota; Metazoa; Nematoda; Chromadorea; Rhabditida; Strongyloididae. Bases 1 to 1401 code for a protein of 466 amino acids. The transcript has 2 exons. The record is from RefSeq and is a predicted model, not a curated record. Gene Ontology annotation, molecular function: G protein-coupled peptide receptor activity. Gene Ontology annotation, cellular component: membrane.
AUGGAAUUAUAUAAAAAUGAUUUAUAUCAACAUACUAUUUUUGAUUUUGCUGAAAUUGCUUUACUUAUUAUUAUUGUUUUUAUUGGAACAUAUAUGAAUAUUAAAGGUCAUCUUUAUCAUUAUCAUGUUAGACAAUUAUCAACAUCUAGAGGUAAAGUUAAUGGUAGAUGGAGUAGUCAAUUAGGUAAUGGAAAUUUUACAAUUUUUAUGAUACAUCUUUCAAUUACUGACUUUUUUAUUAUGUAUGCACAUGGACUUAUUGAAGCUAUAUGGAUUUACACAAAAAGUUGGGAAUUUGGUAAUAUUUUUUGCAAAAUUUUCAAAUAUUUUUCAACAUUUUCAUAUUAUGCUAAUGCAUACAUGGUAACUAUGAUUGGAAUGGAUAGGCUUAUCUCAGUUUACACAAGAUAUAAUCAAAAAUCAACAUCUUUAUUGAGAAAAUAUUUAAUGAGUGCUUCAGCCUGGAUGGUAGGAGGUAUCUUAGCUAUGCCGCAAAUUUUUAUCUGGCAAACAUAUGAACCUUAUAAAUAUUACACUCAAUGUGUAACAAUUUUUGCAAUUGCUGAACAUGAAAAUAUCACUCAAAUAGAUGGGUAUAAAAUAAAAAAAUUAAAAUAUAUAUAUGAAUUAUAUCAUCAAAUAUUUGUUAACUGGUUUCCAUUUGUUGUCCUUUUAAUUACCUAUAUUUUAAUACUUGGAAAGAUAAUGAAAGUAUCUUUUAAUACAUUAGAAAGAUUACUACCACAAUUUAUAAAUAAAAAAAAGAUUAUUGAACAAUCUAAUAAAGAAAGUAAGAGUGGAAUAAAUGAAUAUUUAUCUAAUGGUACAUCAGCUUCUGGUUGUGAUUUUUCAUUAGAUUUUAAAAAUAAUGAUAAAAUUAAUAAUAAAUAUAAAAUGAUUAAAAAAAAAAGUGAUUGUGAAAAAAAGUCAAUUGAGAUGAAAAAUAUGGAUGAAUCAAUUCCAUUUAUCAAUUAUAAUAAAAAACUAACAUUAAUACCUAAAAUAAAAAUAGAAGAAAGCUUGUCAAAUAAUUUUGAAUCUGAAAAUAAAUUUUCAUUUUCUAGUCUUGAGAUACAAAAUGUCUCAGAUACCUCAAUUCGUAAUGCAAUCAAUUCAGAGACAUCAUUAACAGAUUUUGCUAUUUUAAGAUCACCUACUAAUAAUAAAAAAUAUUUUAUCCCAUUUUGGAGAAGAAAAUGGCAUUUUAAAAUUUUUACAACAGCUAUACUUAUUGUUUGUGUACACUUUUUGAUAUGGCUUCCAUACUCAACUAUUAGUAUUAUACGAUUUUUUGAUGAAGAAUUAUAUAAUUAUUUAUCACCUAAUAUAGGAAGAUUUUGUGAAACAUUAAUAUUAAUUAAUUCAAUAAUUAAUCCUAUCAUAUAUCAACUUAAUAAAUAA